Messenger RNA from Laccaria bicolor S238N-H82, 1392 nucleotides. RefSeq lists its product as uncharacterized. Bases 1 to 1392 code for a protein of 463 amino acids. The transcript is spliced from 10 exons. Gene Ontology annotation, molecular function: RNA binding. Lineage: Eukaryota; Fungi; Basidiomycota; Agaricomycetes; Agaricales; Hydnangiaceae. The record is from RefSeq and is a predicted model, not a curated record.
AUGGCUCCGAAGAAAGCAAAAAAGAUCUCCUUGAACGAGUUUCUCGGCGAUAGUGGAUCAUGGGCGGAUGAAAUGGAUUCUCUGCCCAAUGCUCCCGCGGUUAGGACUGAUGAGGAGAAUAGCCGUGGAGAUCGCUAUGGUCGAAGAGGAGACGAUUUUUUGAGCAGCCGUCCGGAUCGAGUCGCUGGUCCUCCACGAGAGGAUAUUCCGCUCCCUUCUCAACCCCCUUACACUGCGUUCAUCGGGAAUUUGGCAUUUGACCUCACUGAAGAUGACCUGGGAGCCUUUUUUGAAGGAGCAAAGACAAAAUCAAUCAAAAUCAUCAAGGACAAGGACGAUAAACCCAAAGGUUUCGGUUACGUUGAAUUUGAAGAUCUUGAUGGCUUGAAGGAUGCCCUCACCAAAAGUGGCUCGAACUUUUCAGGAAGGACCGUUCGGGUCAGUGUUGCAGAACCACCUAAAGAGCGUGGUGGUUUUGGUGGAGGAUUCGAGGAUGACUCAAAAUUCGACAACCCUUGGCGCCGUGAUGGCCCCCUCCCUGACCUACCUAACUCUAGGGACAGCUCUCGUCGUCGCUUUGAUGGACCGCCCCCCGACCGUCAGCUCUCCAGCGUCUCCGAGGGUGCUAGUGAUUGGCGCUCUAGCCGUCCUGCACGCCAAUCUGAAGAAGCUCCUCAGUUCAAGCGAAAGGGGUCCGGGUUUCUGCCACCCGACGCUCAGGCUGGUGCUGCUGACAAGGACGAAGUUUGGACGAUUGGAGGGAAAUUCAAGCCUGCAGCUCCCGGCCCAGAUGAAACCCCAGGGAGCAGGUUUGGGAGUUUACGAGGAAAAGGUGAUAUGGGUCCUCCAAAAGAUACGGAUGAAGGGGAUUGGAGGAGUGCGCGACCAAAGCCGGCACAUACCAGUAUUUCUCCUUCUAGCUCGACGCCUCCGACACCCCAACUUGGUCGGCGCAAACUUGAGCUUCUUCCUCGGUCUGGCAACGCCUCCGCUUCCCCAAGCCCCCUGUCUUCCCCUAAAAUGGGUCCAACUCCUCAGGCCUCCAGCGCAUCUCGUUCAAAUCCUUUUGGUGCAGCCAGACCCGUGGACGUAAGCACUCGGGAGAAAGAGGUUGCUGAUCGCCUAGAGAAAGAUAAAGAAAGGCUGCCAAUGUCCCGUACAAACUCGCGUACCGCGACGGAGAGGAGUUCACGAACAUCAACGCCGCCUGCCAACUCCCAAAACAAAAUUCCUUCUUCCCCAAAGCCAUCUAAUUAUGUCCUGGCACCGAAUGUUCGGCCCACACUCAGCUUUGCGAAUGUUGCAGCAAAUAAAGAGACGGUUGAUAGUAAGCCAGAGGACUCGUCCCAUACAACGGACAAGGUGCAGGCAGAGGCUGUAGCUGAGGUAUAA